AUGGCUCCACGACCUGUUACCGAUAGGGAUACUGGUAUUAAGAUCCUAUAUGAACCAGACAAAAUCGACCUCGAUAUUGUGUUCAUCCAUGGCAUAGGCGCCCAUCCCGACGAUACGUGGGGCAAGAGAACCGGCUCGGCCGAAGAACCAGUAUUUAUUAAUUGGCUUUCACAUCCUGAUAUGCUGCCUGCGGCCGUGCCGAAUGCGCGUAUAAUGCGGUAUGGUUAUAAAUCGAACUGGUAUGGCGCCAACGCAAUUCAGCAAAACGUCUUACGAGUGGGAGAUCGCUUCCUGAGGUCGCUAUCGCGCAAACGAGAGGAUUCAUCUUGCAAGAAACGACCACUGCUGAUUGGCGCGCAUUGUUUUGGUGGGCUGGUAGCCUUAGCUGGAGUUAUACAAGCUGAACGCGACCGUAAACGAUGGCCUAAUAUAUACGAGAAUGUCACUGGCAUGCUCCUAUUUGGCACACCAUUCCGGGGCACGGAAGAAGCCAGUCAGAUGAAGAUGCUAUUGACUGCACAGUCUAUGUACAAGGGGACGAUUCACGAAGAUAUACUGGGCGUAACUUACCGAAACGACGCGUUGCUCAUGCAAAUUGUGCGGGACUUUGAAAAAAUUCGAGGAAGGGAUAACGACACGAUAAUGGUUACUUGCUUUUACGAGCUAAUUCCUGUCGAUGUUAUGAUGAUACUAUCUCUCGAAGGAGAAUUGUCUUUGAUGGUUGACCAGACCUCUGGAUGUCUCGAUAGAGCGGAGAUCGUCGGUCUCGAACGCUCGCAUUUCGACUUGAAUAAGUUUGAUGCACCAGACGAGGAGGAAUACGAGACUGUGCUGGAUGAGAUUAGGAGGAUGGUGAAGGCUGCUCCGGGUUUACUUACCGCUAAGUAUCAAGACGUCAUAAAUCAUCCGGACUCUGAAAAUGGCCAAUCUGAGGUGCUUGACGAUCAUAGUAUGGGUGAGUUAGAUCCAUGGGGUGUACAUGAGUUAUCUACUGGUGAACCUAAUGGCCGGCUACAAGACCAAACCGCUGAACACGUCCGGGGCCCAAAUGUUGACGUGAAUCAAAGAAGGAUACCGGGAACUUCCAGCCAGCCCAUGAAAUUGCCAUCGGGAAUGAAUAUGCCAAGAACUCGCUCAUGGGUGAUUAAAAGACAUCAAAGUGUCUAUUCUAUAGAGUAUGACGAAUCUAAUGACUGGCUGGGGGCUCUCACUGGCCUUCUACAGAAGAUGAGGCAUCUAGAUUUCUAG
Messenger RNA from Annulohypoxylon maeteangense, 1248 nucleotides. RefSeq lists its product as uncharacterized. The record is from RefSeq and is a predicted model, not a curated record. The transcript has 7 exons. Bases 1 to 1248 code for a protein of 415 amino acids. NCBI's taxonomy places the organism in Eukaryota, Fungi, Ascomycota, Sordariomycetes, Xylariales, Hypoxylaceae.